Molecule: messenger RNA, 8660 nt
Organism: Scomber japonicus (chub mackerel)
Lineage: Eukaryota; Metazoa; Chordata; Actinopteri; Scombriformes; Scombridae
Gene: tnrc6ba
Product: trinucleotide repeat containing adaptor 6Ba
Exons: 22
Coding region: 165-6620 (2151 amino acids)
Biological process (GO): positive regulation of nuclear-transcribed mRNA poly(A) tail shortening; miRNA-mediated post-transcriptional gene silencing
Cellular component (GO): nucleoplasm; P-body
Molecular function (GO): nucleic acid binding
Source: RefSeq, a predicted model, not a curated record
GCGUCGCUGUUGUCUCGACGAAUGCCUCAAAAAAGCUAAAAGAAAAAAGAAAAAAAGAAAGAAAAAUCGCACUGAAGCACUUUAGCUAAGCUAGCUAGCGCGCUAGCUUCUCUUCAUAUGUGAUUCUCGAGAAGAACGGAGCAUCAGGACAGGAGCAGUAGUUCAUGGAAGACAAGAAAAGGAAAAAAGACGAUAAAAGGAAAAGGGAAGCCUCUCAGAAGGUUACAGAACAAAAGAACAAAGUGCUAGACUUGACCAAGCCGGCAUCUGCCCAGUCUCCUGCCACUCAGAGCAGCUCUGCCUCCCCCAGCCCUGGACCCACCCCCUCUGCUUCCCCAUCCCCAGCCACCUCGGGCCCUGGCAGUGCUGCCACCCAGUCACAGGGUGGCAACAAUGCCAAGCGCCUGGCGGUGGCCAACGGACAGCCCACCUCCACCACCAGUUCUUCCUCCGUCGCUGGCGGCCCCAGUGCUACUGGAAACGGGAGUACAAGUAGCGGAGGCGGAGCCCAGGCGCCUCAGCAGCAACCCCGCUACAUGCCGAGAGAAGUGCCGCCGCGAUUCCGCUGCCAGCAGGACCAUAAAGUGCUACUGAAGAGGGGUCAACCGCCACUGUCCUCCAUGCUGCUGGGAGGGGGAGGAGGAGGGGACGGCCCCAAUGCAAACAUGGCUGCUGUCUCAGAUUCCAGUGCAGCUGCCUCCUCAUUGGCCCUCACCUCAUCAUCAGUUGCUGCUUCUACUACUACUUCUAAUUAUGCAAAUUCCAUGUGGGGGGCGAGCUCAGGCAGCCAAACCUCCUCUCAGGGCAGGGAGAAGGUGAUUGUCGAUGGCAACGACCUGGAGGAGUGGCCUAGCAUCGCUGGCAAUGAUGGGGGAGGAAGUUCUUUCGCCGUGACUGGAGGGGGCAGCAGCAACAACGGAAUGCCUGUGAACAGCAUCAGUGCCUCUGGCAACCAAUCUUCACCCACUUCCUUGUUCUCUUUGCCCAAUGAAUGUAUGCAGUCGUCCAAUGGUGUGGCAUGGGGGACGGCUGCCUCCCAGGGUCAUCUUGGAGGAGGGAAUACAGUAGCUGCAGCUGGGCCUCUGCUACAACAGCCCUCCUCACUUUCCAAAGCCUCCGCUGUGCCAGGGAGCCAUGAUGCCAGUGGCCCCGUUGACGGCAGCAGUGGGAUUCCAGGUGCCAACUUCAAUCCAAAUGCCAACCCUUCGGCCUGGCCUGCCCUGGUGCAGCAGGAUGGGCCUGCUGCUGCAGGGGAAGGAGGUCAGUCUUCCUUCCAUCACCAGGGCCCUGGAGGGUCUUUGUCUGCCAACAACUCUGCUUCCCUGGGGCUGGGAGCCGGGACAGUUGGGGUGUUGGGGGGUCACCCACCUUUAUCUGUGAAUCAAUCAAGCACCCAUCAGCACCAACUUCACCAAAUGCAAUCCAGAGACAGAGAGAUGGGAGGGGGGAAGUGGGACAGCGAAUCAGCGGGACCAAAAAUCGCAGGGGGGGAAGGGAUUGGGGGAGGAAUGGACCGUAGUGUGGGAGGAGGCGGGAUGAGCGUGGGAGACCACAGCCUUGCCUCCUCAUGGAGAGGCCAGCCUUCUUACCCUGCAGCUAACUCCAAAACGGGUGCCUCUAGGACUGACGGAUGGGAGGGAGGAGGAAGUGGCACAGGGGGAUUCGGAGCUGCUGAAGGGGAUAAUGGGACCUCGAGUUGGGGGUAUCCAAGUUCCACUAGUGGGGUUAAUGCUUGGGGUAGCGCUGGAACUGGGGGAAACGGUAGUCAAACCUCCGGGGUAUCUCAGGGAGGGUGGGGGUCAUCAGGAGUUGGAGGGGAGAGAGCGGUGUCGGGCGGUGACUGGGGCGGGAGCUCCACCGGUAUUGGCGGAGCCAAUCCAGGAGGAGAGGGCAUGGGGGGCACCUGCAGCAGUAACAGCAGCAGUAGCGGGGUCAGCACAGCCGGCAACCCCCCCGUCACCUCCUGCUCCUCCUCAACAGCCACCGCUUUGACUAGAGCUUGGGACAAUCAGAAGGGAGAGGGUGAAACAGGGGAAUGGGGCGGCGGAGUAGGAGGACAGGGAGCACGGGGAGGAUCCUCAUCCAGCGGUGGAAAUUCCAGAAGUGGAAGUGAGCCGAACAACAGUAACAGUCGUCCUCGCCGCCCGGCACCCAGUGCUGAAGGUGCCUUACAGAGCCUGCUCAGCCGGUCUGAUCUGGACCCUCGGGUUCUGUCCAACACAGGCUGGGGCCAAACACAGAUUCGACAAAACACGGCCUGGGACUUGGAAGAUCAUGGAGGACAGAGUAAAGGUGGAUCGACAUCAGCUACAUCGAAACACCCAUCUACUCUCGGUGGUUCUUCUCAGUAUUCCGGUGGACCCAGGACCCUAAUUACUGAUUCUAUGGGUCCUGGGGUCAAUCCUUCCAUGGUUCCAUCUGCUGGGUCCUCUGGAGAGGGCUGGGAGAGCAGCAGCAACAGUAGCAGUAGUGGGGCUUCUCUAUCUGGGAGGGCCCCACCACCUUCAGGCUCCAACAUGAGGAAUCUCGGCGUCUCACAAUCUGGGCCAGUGACCACAACAGGACCUGGUAUGGGUUCAGGGGUAAUGCCAGGACAUAGCCAGCAGGGGAAGACUACAGGCUGGGGUGGAGGAGGGAUGGGGUCUGGAGAUGGCAAGGAGGCCAAAGGUUGGGGGAACGAGGAAUGGAGGAACAGUAGAGGAGGAAAUGGAGGAGGGUGGGGCGACGUUGGCCAACAAGGUGACCAAGUGAGUGGAGGCUGGGGAGGGUGUCAGGAGGAGAAAGGGAAAGGGGGCUGGAAGGAGAUGGGAGGAGAUGGAGGAGGCAGCAGCGGGUGGGGAUCAGGACAGAAGGUUGGGGCAGGUAGGGACUGGGGAGAGCAACAGUCCAAAUCAAAUAACGGAGGCGGGGGUUGGGACGAUGAGAGGAAGAACGGAGGAGGAAACUCAGGUGGGGAUUCAGGUGCGGGUGGCUGGGGAAACUGGGACGAGGGCGCUCCCCGGAGAACCUGGGGAGCAGGGGGCACAGGGGGAGGAGGGAGCGGAGGAGGGGGGAUGGGUGUCGUCGGGGGCAUGGGGUCCAAACCCCAUCAAAGUUGGAGCGGAGGAAACAAAAUGCACCAGAUGCCAAACAGCCAGUCGGGCUCCAUCACAGGCCCGCAGGCACAACUGCAACAGCAACAAUCACAGCCCCGUAAUCAGCAUCCACAGCUGCAGCAAGCAUUGGACCAAGGGGCUAUGCAAGGGGGCGGGGGGAGAAAACCCAUCUCCCAAGCCCAGAACCAGAACCAAAGCUCAGGCUGGACCUCGGGGCCCAUCCCUGGUGGCCCUGGAGGAGGAAGUGGAUCUGAACCAAGCGGUUGGGAGGAACCCUCACCGCAGUCUAUUAGCAGGAAGAAUGAGAUAGAUGAUGGAACAUCAGCAUGGGGAGACCCAACCCGUUACAACUACAAGCCGGUCAACCUGUGGGAUAAGAACAGCACCCCUGCUGGCCAGCAGCCUCACGGCCAGGCUCCGGCUCCACAGCAGCAACAGCAACAGCAACAGCAGCAGCAGCAGCAGCAGCCACCACAGCAACAGCAACAGCAACAGCAGGGACCUCCAAUACAGCAGCAGCCUAGCAGGCAGGCUGCUGGGCUUGGAGGUAACAGAGACUUCAACACUGGCCAUGGACCUGGGAAAGCUGCAGCAAUGGGUUCGUCAGGUUGGGGUGGUGCUUCUCCAACCAGUCCAACAGUAGACAAUGGCACAGCAGCUUGGGGAAAACCUAACGAUACCCCCACUGACUGGGGAGACCCCGACGACGCCGGAGGGAAGACGACAGGCUGGGGAAACCCUACUCCCAACCCCAUCAAACCUGGUUCAAAGUCUAUGCAAGAUGGCUGGGGGGACAAAGAGAGCUCUGUGGCAGCCUCGCGUCACUCGAGCUGGGAGGAAGAGGAGGAGGGAGGCGGCGGCAUGUGGAACAGCACCGGCUCCCAGGGAAGCGGCUCAUCUUGGGGACAGGGUAGCAACGGGGGCUGGGGUCAGACCCACCCCGGCAAGAAGCCCAGCAGCAAGGGUCCACUGAAGGCUGGCGGAGGAGACUCAUGGAUGAGCCCCAUCAAUAGACAGUUCUCCAACAUGGGGCUGCUGAAUGAUGAUCCCAGUGGCCCAAACAUUGACCUGGCUCCGGGUUCUCUCCAGGAGAAGAAGAUGGACGCCGAGAAAAGAGGCAUGGGAAUGACGGAUUACAAUGGCGACAUAAGGAAAGGAGGAAGAGUAGGAGGAGGUGGAGGAGUAGGGGGGAUGUCAUAUCGCUCACCCGUUUCCAAAGAGGCAGUGCCCGGCGAUGCCGGUUCCUACUACGACAAGACCUUGCCUUUGACCAAUCAGGAUGGGUGCCUUGGGGAGGAGGGUCCUCGCUCUCUGUACUCACCACCCACUGUCUACAAGCCCCAUUCCCUCUUCAACCACACUAUCCCCUUUAGACAAGGCGGCCAUGGUAUCUUUGGCAGUAGCGGAGGGAUGGCUCAGUCAAGACACCAGCCCAGCGUCCCACCCAUAAACCAGUCCCCAGGGAUACGAGCGCAAGUGCCUCAUCAGUUCCUGUCGCCUCAGGUGCCAGGCUCCGUGCUGAAGCAGAUGCCCCCUCCCAGCGGGAGCGUGGGGGGUGUUGGCGGCGUGGGAGGAGUGGCAGGAGUCGGGGGAGGUGUGUUCCCUCCACAGCUGUCCCCCCAGCAUAUUGCCAUGCUCAGCAGCAUCUACCCACCUCACAUCCAGUUUCAACUGGCUUGUCAGCUCCUCCUCCAGCAGCAGCAGCAGCCACAACAGCAGCAACAGCAGCUGCUGCAAAACCAGAGGAAGUUCACGCCGAAUGUGAGACAGCAGGCUGAUCCUCAACAGCUGGCCAGGAUCAUGGCAGUGCUCCAGCAGCAGAGGCAGCAGCAGCAACAGGUCGGAGGUUUAGGCGGCAGCUCCAGACUCUCCCCCUCCCACCACAGUGGAGGUGGCGGAGGGGGUGCCAAACUGCCCGGGGCUGAUCCCCUGCCCCACCCAGGCCUGGCCAGAUCUGUGGCUGACCUGCACCAGAAAACAAUUGGGCCAUACUCUGGGUUUGGUUCAGGUGUGAAUCUCCCAGGUCUCGACCUAGGUGGCUCUGUGGUAGGGGGGCCUGGGGGCAUGAAGGACCUCGGGGGUCAGCAGUCCCGUUUCAAAUGGAUGAUGGAGGGACACUCCUCCCCAGACACCUCCCCAUCUGAGGACGCAUUCCACAAAAAUGGUCCCGUCACCCCUAUGAAGAUGCCCGGGGGCUCGCCCUACUCUCAGUACGACAUGAUGGUUGGAGACGGGCUGGGUAACAACUGGCAUCGCACCCCUGGCAACAAGAUGGGUAGCAAGCCUACCACCACACCCAGCUGGCCCCCUGAAUUCCAGCCUGGUGUUCCCUGGAAGGGAAUCGACCGCGUUGACCCUGAAUCCGACCCCUACAUGACUCCGGGGAGCAUGAUGGGAAACGCGGUGUCCCCCAACCUCAACGAUACUGAGCACCAAUUGUUACAAGACAAUACUGAUUCCACCCCUCCCCUCAACACCUUACUGCCUUCACCUGGUGCCUGGCCCUACAGUGCCUCAGACAGUCCUCUCAACAACGCACACUCAGCAAAGUACACAGACUACAAGACCAGCUGGCCCCCGGAGCCCAUUGGACACAAGUCCUGGAAAGCCAGUCGCGGCAGCAGCCAGUCCCAGCUGUCCCGCCCUCCUCCAGGAUUAGCCAGUCAAAAGCAGCCGUCGCCUUCUCCGUGGUCAGGAGGAGCCCCUCGGUUGGCUGGCAGGGGCUGGGGCGGCGGCUCGAGCACCACCGCCUCGACCUGGAGUGACGGCAGCUCUCGUGAAAGCUGCUGGUUGGUGCUCAGCAAUCUCACACCACAGAUUGAUGGCUCCACCCUGAGGACCAUCUGCAUGCAGCACGGCCCCCUGCUGACCUUUCACCUCGGCCUGACCCAGGGCACCGCUCUGAUUCGCUAUGGCUCCAAACAGGAAGCAGCCAAGGCCCAGAGCGCACUUCACAUGUGCGUUCUGGGUAAUACCACCAUCUUGGCGGAGUUUGUGAGCGAGGAGGAUGUGGCUCGCUACAUUGCACAUUCCCAGGCUGGAGGAGCAGGGAGCGGAGGAAACACCUCCGGCUCUGCGGGCUCCGGACCCAACGCAACUUCCGCAGUGGGGACUAACGGUAACGGAGGGAGCUGCGACAGAGGCGGAGCGGGAGGCAGCAGCGGAGGGGGAGCAGUAGAUGGAGGUUCCACGGCCGGUGGAGCAGGAAACGGAGGGGCCGGACCCGUCAGCUCCGGAUGGCAGAGUCUGGACAGCACAGGCAGCUCAUCGGACCAGUCUGCCAGCCAGGGGCCCGGGCUGGGCAUCUUCGCCCAGUGGAGCAGCAACGGGGGCGGAGUGGGCGGAGCCGGAGGCAUGGAAGCCGGAAGGCAGGGUCUGUGGGGAGGAAUGGGCGGGAUGAGCGGGGCAGGGUACCCCAGCAGUAGCCUCUGGGGUUCCCCGGCACUCGAGGAUCGUCACCAGAUGGGCAGCCCCGCCUCGCUGCUGCCAGGGGACCUGCUAGGCGGAGGGGCCGACUCCAUCUGAGAGUGGGGAGGGGGUCCCGACUGACAUACACACAUGAACAUUUUACACCCAUGUUAUAAAACAUAUGUCACCCUCUGCGUUUAUUUACACGUAGAGGUGACGUGAAUCCAAGCUACACUGGUCACCUAACAUUCAUACUACACACAGGCUACAUGCAGUACACGCACACAUUACUUUCACACAUGAAAACCGCUUAACUUUAAAUGAAGACAACAGUAAAACUUGAACCGGGGAAAAAGGGGAAAUCCAUUAAACUCUUUAGGACUCAACUGGAUAGCUCUUUGUCUUUUUACUCCAAAAAAAUCCCACCAUCUGCAUUCAGAGACCCGAUCACUCAGGCAUGCACUGUAGACAGGCUCAGCCAGAGUCGUACAUGUCAACAAGUUUAGCUAUUGCUGUUUUUAGUGUGCCACAGUUGUUGUUUUUGUUUUGUUUUUUUUUCUUUUCUUUUGUAUUACUAUUUAAUGGUCGAAUCUCAAAAAAAUUCAGACUUGCAGACUGAGCCCUCUUUAGACCUGGCUGGCGUACUUCUGAGUUCGGAGAAGCUCGAGAAGCGGGGGGAAAGGAUCUGGAGUUUGUAGGAAGGUUUUUUUGGGGGACAGCGCCACACUACUGAGUCAAACGGACGAUCAGCAAAACCUUUUGAGAUACGGAAAAAGAAGAGCGUUUUCAGUAGGUACCGACACCUCUACCUUGGUGGAAAUAUGCCAUCAACAUGGGACCCAGGGUUUAAAAAAAAAAACAAACAAAAAAAACAAACAACAAAAAACAACAUUAGCCAAACUUGCACUAUAUAUGCCUCUGGGUUUGUUGUUGACACAUCCUCCACAAUCCCUCCAUUAUUAUUAUUAUUAUUUUUCUUUUUUGAAAGAGAGCUACAACAUAACAACUACACAGACCUUACAGGACGACUAAAUGUCACAACAGCAGUGGCCUUGGCUAACACCCAGCGGCCGCCCGCCCGCCAUGUCAGCAGCAUCAUACCUUUCUCAUCAGUUACACACUGCUCUUAUAUUUGACAAGCAAAAUUGUAUCUCCUUGCUGAUGUACAUCGGUUGUUUAUCUUUUUUUUUUUUUCUUUUUUCUGUUUUAAAAGAAAAAGACAAAAUGUGUGAAACUUUGUGGAAAUCCAGAGAUGUCCUUGUUGUUUUUGUUGUUUUUUUUUUUUUCCUUCAAACACUGACCUCGCUAUUGUAUUUUUUUCUUACUCGAGAAAUCAAGUUGGUUAUUCUAUAUUGUCAUGAUAAUGAUGAUGAUCACUUAUUUACUCGCUGUACAAGGUGCCCUCCUGCCUGCCUGUGUGUGCAUGAAAGGAGCGUUGACAGUAUGACCGAAUGGAGGAGGAAGUGAUGAAGAUAAUGAUGAUGAUGAUGAUAUCGGGAGUGUCUGUGUUAUUGCUACAAUGUUGAAUGUUUUUUUUUUUUUCUUUCUUAUUCUUCUUUCUUGUCCAUGAGAGAUUCAUGAGGUGUGUGUGUGUGUGUGUGUGUGUGUGUGUGUGCUUUUGAACACUUAUCUGCUUCAGUCAGGGAAGUGAAUAGAUGUUUAUCUGACAGCUUGCAUUGAGAGAAAGAUGUGUGUGUGUGUGUGUGUUUGUGUACACGUUUGCGUGCUUGAUCACCAGAUAUUGUGAUAGCUAAAAAGUUCAAAAACAUUGGCACUAUUGCAUAUGUCUCUUAAGUUGUGUUUUUUAGCAGCAUUUUGUUCAUUUGUAUUUUUUUUCUUUCUUCUGUCAAAUGCAAUAAGAGAAUGAUAUUUUGUUUUUAAGACGAAGCAACCAACUGAAGGCAUUUCUAUUAAAGAUGCCAAAUCCUACCAUACCAAGCUGAGCUGGAACAGUGUUUUACAGACACGUUAAAGACAUUACCUGUUUAUGUUUUACUUGUUUGUUUCUUUUUUUUUUUUUUUUGUUAUUAUGUAUCAAUUUAAAUUAAGUCAGUCUUUAUUAUCACUCCUGUUCAGGAUGUUUUCAUUUAUUUCAGAUGUUACACAAAGGAGAGGAAAUUAAUUUAAAGCGGAAAAGAACAAGAUAAUAAAGGUUGA